CCACGUCAACAGCAUAUAUUAACAGUUAAAGCUCACACAUUUACAUUUAAGAGACGACUUGGUGCAUAUCAACAUCAUACACACAUCUUCUGAUCUAACCGCCGAAAGAUGGCAGGGGAACAAACACAAACUUUGUACCACCACACAACUAAGGACGGAGCUAAGGGGAUAUUGAAAUCAGGACGUAUCUUGGCAUCGACUGAUAUGAAGAUUGAUGCCACAUAUGGUCAAGGUGUCUAUAUGACCAGUUAUGGUCCGGAGAAAAGCCAGUACCAAAUAGCAUUGAAUAAUUACGGAGAUGGACUCGCAGAACAAAUGUUGCAAGCGGGCAAGACGGACGCGAUUAUAGCCAUUGACAUGCCAAUAAGUCAGUUUAUCAAGGUAAAUUCGGAUCGUGACAUUUAUAUAGCAUACGGAAAUGUCACACUGGCAGACAAGAAAUUCUCUUUCUAUAUCCGAGAUGUUUAUGGAAAUGCUAUAAUUCAAUUACAAUGUAACUCUCACUUGUCAUCAAGAAGUUAUUGUAAUGUGUUUUGAAAUUUAUUCAAUAUAUAAUAUUAGAACCUAAAAA
Mizuhopecten yessoensis (Yesso scallop) is the source of this 571-nucleotide messenger RNA. RefSeq lists its product as uncharacterized. The transcript has 2 exons. The record is from RefSeq and is a predicted model, not a curated record. NCBI's taxonomy places the organism in Eukaryota, Metazoa, Mollusca, Bivalvia, Pectinida, Pectinidae. The coding region runs from base 109 to 537 and encodes 142 amino acids.